AUGGCUGGGCAAGAAGCACACGUGUAUAAGUAUGCAGAUCGCUCGCAAUUAUUCUAUCAGUGCCAGAUUACAAUAACAAUCAAAGAACCACAGACUGAAUGCGCGCGGCCAAGUUGUCCCGAACCGCAAGGAUUUGCGUCGCGAAAGCCUAGUAACACACCGUCUUUUCCAUUUUCGUCUGCAAAAGCACUGAAUUCCAUUCGCGCAAAUGCGAGAACCAUACGACUUUUGAAAAAACGUUCAGCUGCUGUACAGGAUAAUUAUAACACAAUGGAUGUACGCACUGACCUAAAUACUAUUGAUAUCAUUACUGAGCAACCGUUACGGUAG
Molecule: messenger RNA, 330 nt
Organism: Gongylonema pulchrum
Lineage: Eukaryota; Metazoa; Nematoda; Chromadorea; Rhabditida; Gongylonematidae
Source: the annotation of a GenBank genome assembly